Messenger RNA from Paramacrobiotus metropolitanus, 2963 nucleotides. RefSeq lists its product as uncharacterized. Gene Ontology annotation, cellular component: mitochondrion. NCBI's taxonomy places the organism in Eukaryota, Metazoa, Tardigrada, Eutardigrada, Parachela, Macrobiotidae. Bases 421 to 1206 code for a protein of 261 amino acids. The transcript has 3 exons. The record is from RefSeq and is a predicted model, not a curated record.
AUAAUCUAAUCUGUACCGUGCAACUGUAGUGGCUGCAACUUCUACGUAAUACGUGAACGCGUGCGUAAAUAAACACGACAUGUUCAUUUUAAAUAGGCGCAUAAAUUCUGUACAAGGUACAGCCAACAAUUUUUGGGCUUAGAUGGUUUAAAUAAUAUUGGUUAUAAGGGAAAAAUCCGUAUGGAAAUGUCUUCGCAAUCCGUCAAAAUACUCGCAAAGCACUGACACAGACUUUUUAUAUACGGACCGCCUGAGAUGCCAGGCACUUUAAGCUUAUGCUUUAACCCUACGGCUACAUCCCAACUCCGGAUUUUACAACACAGAUUUAUAGGAUACUGCUGGCACUCACUGUAACAGUGGGUGAGCAUCGGAUGGAGCUCGUUAUCCGUUGUGCUGCGUAAGCGGAGAGCGGCCGACGCGAUGUUCCCGCGACGCGCUGCACACUGGCCGUCGUGCUGGUUGGGAAGGGGCGCUGCUGUGUCAAUAAGGACGCUUAUCCUACGGACCCCUGUGCGUCAGCUGCGCGCCCUUGGAAGGGGGCUCGUGGGUGCUGAAUGGCGCGUUUCCUAUCGGGUACACGACGCCGCGCGCGGACUGAGCAGCCACCCCGCCCCCGUGGGCGGUCGCCCUAGCACCAGGGGUGGACCGAAUGGGGCUCCUGGGGAAGGGGCUAUCCGCGCUGCACCACCGCCAGCCCGUGCUGACGCUAUGGCACCCGCCCCGGAGAAGCCAAAGCCCUCGUACUGGCAGCGCUUCAAGGAGAUGUACAAAUCCUACUGGUACGUCCUGCUGCCCGUGUUCGCCCUUACGUCCGCCGGCUGGAUGCUGCUCCUCUACUACCUAGUCAAAAGUGGCGUGGACAUCGUGUCCCUGCUGGAGAGGGUGGGCGCCAGCGAGGCGCUGCUGGAGCGCUUCCGGCUGGAGUCGUCGCGGUCGGCGACGUACGCGUACCUGGCCAGUGCGUACGCGCUGUACCACGUGGUGGCGCCGCUGCGCUACGGCCUGACGCUGGCGCUGACGACGCUGGCCAUCGCCUACCUGCGCCGCUGGGGCUACAUCCGGCCGGUGCCCUCCAAGGAGCGCCUGCAGCAGAUGGUCAGCCAGGCGCCCACGCACGUCCGCCGGAUGGUCCGCCGCCGGCUGGACGCCCGACACAAACGCCACACCGAGCACUGUGAUCCCGACAAUCCUCCCAAGAAGCAGUGAAGCCGCGGAAAGCGUUCACUCCAUCCCGAUAUACGGAAGCACGUGAUUAUUAUUAUUAUUACUAUUAUUAUUACAUCAGCAGCAGACAACCCGCUAAACGGGACUUCAACGUCUGCUCGGCUAAUGCAUAAUCAUCGCAAUGCAUCGCUCGUUGCGUGAUUUCCGUGAUUACCGGCGUCCAGAUUUCACCGUUUAGCGCGAUUUCCGGACUGGAAGGAGCGCUGCUGUCUUUACGGGAGAAUGCUCCUCAGUGAUUUCCAGUGGGCUGGCUGGUGGCCUUGAAAUGCCAGCGCGGGCAUGCCUGUGUUGUGUUUUUAACGCUUUGGGUGUCGGCCGGUUGUGGGUGAACGCGACGGCGGCCUUUCUUUACUAAUCACUUCCGGUUCAGCUGAACUGCAGUGUUGGUUUAUAAAUAGCGUCGCUAUUUAUGUUCGUUCGUGCAAUCAGCGUGAUGCAUCCUCUUUCCGGUAAAAAUAACCCGUUCUGCUUUUCAGCGUUGGCUUUCCAGAAAGGUUCCAGCUCGAAUUAAAACGAACUGUGAAAUUUAUUACACCGGCCAUGAAACUGAUUAAGAGAUUUGGCCCGGUACAUCGUACCGAACUCCUGUAUGUCCAUGCACGAAAACUUUCAUUUUCGCGCACUCCCAAACAAUUCUUUGUUGUGUUUUAUAACCUUCUGUAGCCAGAUUGUUUGUAUACAUGCACAGGCGUAAGAACCGUUUGUGCGCCCAACAUCCGGUUCGGGAGUUUUGGCUACGUAUUAGAAAAUUCCAAAAAUCUUAGCUUAUUUAGGUGUACACACUACACAGUCUCGUCAGCAACCGAUCAUUUUGCAUCGAAACGUACAAAUGCAUUUAAAGCGUUUUUGCACCGAACCAGAGCUGCACCAAUUUUUUAAAAUUUUAAAAUGAAUUUAAAUUAUUGAAAUCAAUGCAUGAAUUUGGAUGAAUGAAUUUGAAAAUGAAUUCCAAAAUUUUUGGAAAUUUCUAACAGCCAUAACUCCCGAACCGAAUGCUGCGCGCACAAACGGUUUUUACGCCUAUAUAUGUGUGAUUUAUACAUACGUACUUUUGUAUGCAUACUUUUUAUUAGCACAAGCCAGUUUUUUUAUAAAAUCGACAUGCCGUAACUGGUUUGGUAAUUUAUUUCAAAUGCCGCUCGAUCUGGGCAGUGAUGAUUUGUGAAUCAUGGCGUGUGCAUGCUUAGACUCACAAUUAGUUUUAAUUCUGCUUGCAUAUAUUCCUCGCAGUCUCGCACGUUCCUGCAGCCCGGUGACCGGAAGGGAAAUCGUAAAACUGUCUCUCACACACAUUACGCACUAUGGCAUGCCAUGCACUCGUAUUAAUAUUACUGUAAAUUAGUAUUGCGCUGUUGGUAUUAUGCUUUCCUGCCUUUCCAUGUGCUUCCGAACGGUAAAUUAUAAAACUCGAGCCCAGCGCUGCUUGAGCCGAGAUAAAACAUUUCUAGAAUUCAUUUUUGUUCUCAGUUUGCAUCGGCUUGACCAUUGAUCAGCUUGUUAAACUCUGGCCCAAACCUUGUUCUCUGUGUUGCAUUGUUCUUGUCAUUAAACAUGCCGUGUACUUCCGCUGGGCCCGCGCUCAAGCUCUGACUCUGACUCAGACUCUGACCGCUCAAACUCUGACUACUCAAAGUCUGACUCUGACUGUCCAAACUCUGACUCUGACUGAAUAACCUAAGAAUAACUUAAGAAACCUAAGAAACCUAAGAAAACUUAGAAACCUAAGAAACCUAUUAAGA